Laetiporus sulphureus 93-53 is the source of this 456-nucleotide messenger RNA. RefSeq lists its product as uncharacterized. The transcript has a single exon. Gene Ontology annotation, molecular function: protein binding. The annotation marks the transcript as partial. NCBI's taxonomy places the organism in Eukaryota, Fungi, Basidiomycota, Agaricomycetes, Polyporales, Laetiporaceae. The record is from RefSeq and is a predicted model, not a curated record.
AUGUUUAUCAAUAUCAACGACGAUGUGCUUGCCGAAAUCUUCACCUAUCUGUCAACCACUGAAGCUGUUCGUUUAUCUCUUACAUCCAAGCGCAUCCAUCCCCUAGCAAUACGUCAGGUCUAUCAUACCGUAAUCAUCCGACACCUCAAACAAGUCAAGGCAGUGUGCUGGAUGCUACUCCGAGAAAAUGCUCACCGCUUAACAUACGUUCGAGAGUUCAGUGUUCAUUCUGCCGCUCUGAGUGCGGUAGAACAAGACCAUCUUUCUCAAAUUGUGGAAGUGCUUGGACACCCGUUUGCUUCUAGGAUCAGAUGCUUGAAGCUGGGUAUGAUCGAGCGGAUGGUGAAAAGGGAGCCACGUCUCAUUGGCAUCGUGUCUGCGUUACCACAGCUGGUCAGACUAGAACUCAGUCAUGCUGGCAAAGACUCCUUGCUCAUGUUGCAAGGAUUGCACACC